Messenger RNA from Salvia hispanica, 501 nucleotides. NCBI's taxonomy places the organism in Eukaryota, Viridiplantae, Streptophyta, Magnoliopsida, Lamiales, Lamiaceae. The record is from RefSeq and is a predicted model, not a curated record.
AUGGGUGGCAUUGGUAAGACCACUCUAGCUAGAACUGUUUAUGACGAUCCAUUAAUCACACAUCAUUUUGAUAUUUGUGUUUGGCUUACAAUAUCACAAGAUUACAAUGCACAGAAAGUUCGUUUAAGUCUUGUGGAUUCGAUUAAAAUUAUGGAGGAACAUAUGCCUAGAUUAGAGAUGGAUGAUAUUUCAAUAUUGAUGAAGAAAGCUUAUAAAAAGUUAAAAGGUUGGAGGUAUCUCAUGGUAAUGGAUGAUGUGUGGAGCACAAAGGUUUGGGAUGAUAUAAGGAAUGUAUUUCCGGAUGAUGCUAAUGGAAGUCGAAUCAUGAUUACCACAAGACUAGAAGAUCUAGCCGUUUAUCCGAACUCUACUUGUGCUCCUCAUAAGAUGAGGUUCAUGAGUGGCUCUCAAAGUUGGGAUUUGUUUAAGGGAAAGGUGUUUGCAGACAGCAAUUGCCCACCAGUUGGAGUAUGUGAUACGCUCGGAUCUUGCCUGUUUUAA